AUGCGGCAUGGAUGGAUGCAUGGCUGCAGCAGGCUCCAUGCCUGCAGACGCCGCACCUGGGCCGGCAUCCGAGAGAUUGAUUGGCUAGCCGUGAUGGGAUCGGUCAGGUGCUCGAUCUGGCGUGCUGCGUGCGGCGCUUCAGGCCGGAGGCCGGUGAACUGGUGCUUCGGCUGUGGAAGAAGCUCUUGGCUGGCUUUUGCUUCACAGACUUCUCAGUGA
Purpureocillium lilacinum is the source of this 219-nucleotide messenger RNA. The record is from RefSeq and is a predicted model, not a curated record. NCBI's taxonomy places the organism in Eukaryota, Fungi, Ascomycota, Sordariomycetes, Hypocreales, Ophiocordycipitaceae.